Selaginella moellendorffii is the source of this 1197-nucleotide messenger RNA. RefSeq names its product pentatricopeptide repeat-containing protein At2g33680-like. The transcript has a single exon. Bases 1 to 1197 code for a protein of 398 amino acids. Gene Ontology annotation, molecular function: RNA binding; protein binding. Gene Ontology annotation, biological process: RNA modification. The record is from RefSeq and is a predicted model, not a curated record. NCBI's taxonomy places the organism in Eukaryota, Viridiplantae, Streptophyta, Lycopodiopsida, Selaginellales, Selaginellaceae.
AUGGAAGACUCACAGGCCGUGUUCGACAGAACUUCGAGGCUCAACGUGGUUUGCUGGAACGCGUUGAUCCUCGGGUAUGCUGAAAACGGAGAUGACACAAUGGCUCUCGGCUGGUUUGAGCAAUUCGUGCAAUGCUGUGGCGGCGUAGCGGACUCUUGGACGUUCGUUGGUGUGAUCAGAGCCUGUUCUUCACUCGCGUCCAGGGAAAGCGUCGAGUCAAGGACCGGCACGAAGAUCGUCUCUCUGGAGAAAGGCAUGGCCGUUCACUCCCGCGCUCGAAGUCUCGGCUGCCAGUCCAGUAUCUAUGUUGCCAGCAGCCUCAUCGACAUGUACGCAAAGUGUGGAAGCAUGGUGGACGCCCGCAGGGUCUUUGACAAAGCUCCAAGCGCUACUCGCGACGUUGUUCUGUGGACGACACUGGUUCUGGGAUACGCCGAGAAUGGUGACGGCGAAGCAGCUCUAGAGAUCUUCCAGCUCAUGAAGUCGGAGGGGUGUCACCUGGAUGUCCGAGUUUUCGCUGCCGCAUUGAAGGCCUGUGCGGUCUGCUCGGACUUGCGAUCCGGAGAAGCCGUCUACGAGGAAACUUGCCGGCACGGGAUCGGGCAAGACCCUGUGGUGGUGAGCUGCUUGGUCGAUCUAUACGGGAAAUGUGGCAGCGUGGCCGGGGCACAGCGAACUUUCGACUGCUCGGGUCCAUGCGGGACAGCGACUUGGAACGCUUUGAUCGCGGCCUAUGCUCAGCAGGGAGACAGCGGCAAAGUUUUCGAGACGUUCUCGAAGAUGCUGGACGAAGCAGCCGCGAGAGAACAAGGAGAGAGCAAUGGUGCUGGUCUGUAUCUCAAGCCCGACUCGCUCACUCUGGUAUCGGUUCUCACGGCUUGCAGCCAUGCCGGGCUCGCUGACAAGGGGAAGCACAUCUUGGAGGCGAUGCCUGGGAAGUUUGGGAUCCAACCGAGCAUCGAGCACUACCACUGCUUGGUCGAUCUUCUGGGGCGAGCCAACCGGGUGGAGGAAGCGCUGGCUAUGGUGGAAGCGAUGCCUUUUGAGGCGAGUGCAGUGACAUGGACGACUGUGUUGGGGUCGUGCAAGAGCGUGGAAGAUAUCGAGGUGGCAAAGGUUGCUUUUGACUCUUUGGUUUCGUUAAACGACAGGAAGAGCUCCGCUUAUGUGUUGAUGGCCGAAGCGCUCAACAAGUAA